Messenger RNA from Dermacentor andersoni, 3166 nucleotides. RefSeq lists its product as uncharacterized. The record is from RefSeq and is a predicted model, not a curated record. Lineage: Eukaryota; Metazoa; Arthropoda; Arachnida; Ixodida; Ixodidae.
AACGGUGAAAACGAUAGGACGACUGGAAAGCAUUGAAAUAGGUUUACUUAGCUUACAUCCACAAUGCUCUAACCAUGCAACUGAAUGUCCUUGAUUUAAUGUAUGCUGAAGACGUACCUGCUAGUGAAAAUGUAAGAGGUUUACAGGGGCUUGCGAAUACAGAUUCGAUGGAUUACAGCUGUAUCAGGAAUGCAGAAACGUUCACGCACGCACGAUAUAUCACUUUGUGUACACACUAAAACAGCGAAAAGUGAAGACUAUAUAAAUGUGGCUGAUGGUAAUGAACCAUGCUCGCAAAUGUGCAAUUUUCAUUCAGAGCGCCUAAAAUUAAUAUAUAAGCUUGUAAAACUGAAAAAGAACUUCAGCGUGGCUGCUCCUCGUAGCGGUACGUGCACGUGGCACGAGGUAAAAAAAAAAAAAAAGAUGGGAGCAUAUUUUUCGAGCGCAUUUGGGAAAAAUGAUAGAUCACACUCCAUUGUAGUCCUUAGGUCCGUGUACAAUAAGAAGUUUUCUUAGAACUGUGGAAAAUAGCGCUUGGAGGACACAGCGAUAACGCAAACUUUGCAUCAGCACCGUUCUUCCGGCCUUUUUUUGUCUAAAAGAGGCGAAGAAUGAAAUUGGUGUUCGCAGCACUUUUUCUUCUUUCAACGUGCUGCAUGCGGGGCAAUUCUGGAGGAUGGGGAUGCCCUGAUUACCCCACCAUUUGCGAUUUCCUUUGCAAAGUAAAACUAUUUGCAUUUGGCUACUGCGAUAACGAGAAAGAACGCGACGGUUGCCAUUGUGUUAAUGCAACAACAUAUGAAAUUGAAGACGGCGAGCUUUCGGAGAAGUAUUUGAACGAUUCUGGAAGAUAUGUGAAAGUCUUACAAGGUAACGGAUGCCCGAAGAUUUUUGACUGUGCUGUUAUUUGCCUUCUAAGCGGUGGAGAGUUCUCUAUAUGCGGUAGAAACGCCCCAUAUCGCUGCUACUGUUACCUCAAACUCCGGUCAGUGGCGCCGCCUACAGCGAUGUCUACAUCUACAACGACUGCACGACCUUUGACAGUGCGGCCUUCGGACUAUGUCCGAAAUCAGGUGUGUCCCAAGGGCGGACCUGUAUGCGAACUAUAUUGCCAGCUUGAAGGAAGCCCCUUUGGUUACUGCCUUCCUGGAAGAAAUUACUGUCACUGCGUUAGCCCGCAAUUGCAAGAGGUUGCUGGCGCCGACUCAUCGUACAAGUACUACCUUGACGAAGGACGGUAUGUUAAACAAUUGAACGGCACAUACGGCUGUCCAAAGUUGUCCAACUGUGCUAUUACUUGUCUCACAUUACACAGCGCCGUUCAUGCAGUUUGUGGCCGAAACCCACCACAUCUCUGUUACUGCUACAUAAAUCGACAUAAAUGACUCACUGGAGUUUGAAGACGGAUCGAUGGCAGGCGACGGCCGGUUUCUGCCCUACCUGCAGAGGUUCAGAAUUGGAGAAAGCAGUGUUAUAUCUGUGGGAACGAUGCAAACUCGUAUGACCAUCACUUUGAAAAUUGUGUAAGAACUUGAAUCUGCCGAGACUAAUUAAAAAUUACAUUCUGGCAUCUGUACAGUAGGAAAACAAUUAAACUCAUAAAGGACAAACACGCACUUUGUAAUUUGGAGGAGAUGGUAGAGAACGUAAUAAAAAUAUUUAGUAAAAAAUACAAAAUUGUAUAGAUAUAAAGCAAAAGGAACAAGAAAAAAAAGAUAAAAGUUACUUUGACUCUGUUUUGCAUAAAUAAAGGGGACAAAAAUCUCAGCAUAUAUCAAUGAAGAGCAAGGAUUGAGAACAUCAGACAGCCGAUAAAUCAUUACGCCUCAUUACAUCUAUUUCACUUUUCGACAAUGGCUUAAGAUAUACGGCAUUCAUCCUGAAAUAUUAAUAUAUCAUUCUCGCGAAAGACUGACGACUAAAAUUUGUAUAAUCUCUUUCAUCAGCCCUUAUUAGGCAGUACAAUGGAUAAAUAUCAGAGAUAACGCUAUGAUGGCCACGGCUACCACUGAAGUCAGAACAGGAGUAUUAUCUGUGAAUUCUCUGACAGAUUCAGCAUGAUAGCUACGGCCAUUACCGAAGACAGAGCAGUACUACCGUGUGUGAAUUCUUUGACAGAUUUUGUAUGACAACUACGGCUGCCACUGAAGUCAAAUUAUUAUUCAUAUUAUCAUUAUACAUUAAUCUGCGGUAAGACGGCUGGACCAUCACCGUAAAAAUGAACACGAAAAUCAAACUAAAACUUCCUAUUCCAUUCGACCUUCAAAUAUGAAACAAAAAGUGUUACCUCAAAAUCUUACAACGCAGUGACAUCUUCAAACAGGCAUUCAAAAUAUAUUCUAACACAAUCUAAAAAUUCCAUCAUCUCCAAUCGAUGUACUUCUUUAUUAAAUAAAACGUAUAUCUGUAUCAAGCUUGGUAGCCAUUUAAACCUCAUACUUGAAUAAAAUGGUGAAAAUACCAAGGCAAUAAAAGAGAAAAACACGUUAUAUCAAUGUUUUAAAGAAAAGAAAACAACAGAGGAAAGAAACAAGAAACAAUGAAAGAGAAAACAAUGUAUAAAAGAUGGAACAGCACCAUUAACAAAAUCCAAUAUAGAAGCUAUGAUAAACCUUCAAGAAAACAAAGAAAAGAAAGAAAAGAACACAAAAACAGAAAAUACAAACUAGAACAAAAGAAUGAAAUGUUAUAUCAUUGUAUUCCCAUUCUCAGGUCAAUGUAUGUUAAGUUAUGAACAUAUCAUUGGAAGCGCCUCUGCAGGCUGUGGAAACUAGUAAAGUGGGGCAAAUAUUGCAAAAAAAAGGCAAUUUGCGCAAAUCAAGAAGUUAUAACAACACAAUACAGAAGACAUCAGCAGCAAAAGGCAUCGCAACACAAAACAGACAAGAGUGAACAGAGUUAUAACAACACAAGACAGAAGACAUCAGCAGCAAAAGGCAUCGCAUCACAAAACAGACAAGAGUGAACAGAGAAGCCAACAGAAGCAUCGUCAACAGAAGACUGUAUCCGGAUAAUGUACGUCAAGAAAACCCCACUUGGAAUAAUAUCCUUUCUGUAAGUUUGCACGGAGCACAAAAAAGAAGAAAUCCUGUGAGUCAAGAUAUCAAGCCAUGUCAUGUAUGAUCAAGUAUAUACAUUUUUUUCAAUAAAUCCAGCUGCCGCCAUU